Messenger RNA from Entelurus aequoreus (snake pipefish), 5482 nucleotides. RefSeq names its product ataxin-1-like. NCBI's taxonomy places the organism in Eukaryota, Metazoa, Chordata, Actinopteri, Syngnathiformes, Syngnathidae. Gene Ontology annotation, biological process: negative regulation of transcription by RNA polymerase II; nervous system development. Gene Ontology annotation, molecular function: protein binding; RNA binding. Gene Ontology annotation, cellular component: nucleus. Bases 807 to 3218 code for a protein of 803 amino acids. The record is from RefSeq and is a predicted model, not a curated record. The transcript has 4 exons.
GGAGGGGGAGGAGCCGUGUCAGUUGGAGUACUGAGGGAGCGAGGCAGGGAGGAAGGGGAGGGAGAAGCACAGAGGGAAGAGAGGCAGCCAGGCAGACAGAGGAGAGUGAGGCGGUCUGGUGGCCUUGCAUAACACGCGUCGGAGAAGCCUUGCACGCAAGACCUGGUGUGGGCUUGUUUUUUUUGUUUUUUUUUGCACACAGGAAAAGGGGGGGGGGGCGGCCUGAGGGAUGGGGGGGACCUCCUCUGCCAUCGGGCCGAUUGCAAGGGGCAAGCGGAGGGGUAACUCCUGAACAGAGUCCUCACAAGAGGGGCUGUAGCACAAAGGAGAGGACCGGGAAGAGGACGCUGCAAGGAAGCACGUCUCGCGGGUCCACAGUGGAAUCAUUGCACAUGCUCUGUAAGCUCUGCAAGCAGUGGCAGUGGAAGGACCGCUCCAUCGUCCGGACACUGUAUUGGCAUCGCUUCUCCCUCACCCUGCUGCAGAAAGAUGGUAGUGCUAUGAAGCUGUGAGGGGAUUGUGCCGCUGCGUAUCUGCGCCGUUCACCUGAAGUCAACACAAUGGCCACACAAACCCACCCCCCUCUGGGGGUUUUUAUUUCCACCAACAUCGUGGAAGAUCCAUCAGAGAUGAUACCACAUGAAGUUUAUGGAGCUCAAUUUAUGAGCUGGAGCGGCUGCAUCUUCUCUGGAUUGAGACCUGGAGCUGUAUGCUAGUGGCCAUCCUAGCAAAGGGGAAAAACAUUAACACUCAGAAAGAGAGACUGUGGAAGUGUCAACAACUACAUUCAAAACAUAUCAGGCACAAUGAAAUCCAAUCAGGAGCGGAGUAAUGGAUGCCUGCCGCCUAAAAAGCGAGAGAUCCUGGCACUGGAGCAGAGGCCAGUGGUAGUAGCUGCAGCAACUCCUCCUGUGAUCCAUCAUGAUCCCACUCCUCACACUGAGAACCUAGCAUGGCUGGCAAAUGUAGCCAGUGAACGCUGCAGGUCCAGAGACUCAGAGAGCCCAAGACGUCCCAACUCCUCCACUUCCUCCUCUUCUCCUCCCGCUUCCAUCCCAACGUCAUCUACUCCUCUGUCUGCAGUGACGCUUGGCUCCCUACCUGCAGUCUACUCGACAACCAUUCCUCAGCACACGGGAACCAUCCAGUUUGCACAGCUAGGACCUAAUGUUCAGUUCAUCAGUUCUGGGCCCUACGCUGGCUACAUCUCUUCUCAUGUGAUCCCUGCAAAUACCAGCUCCGUGGGACAGCGCUCCCAGCUGGAUGGUUACACCACCGCCCUGAUAUCACCUAACACCAAAGGAGAGCAGCAGUUCCAAAUUGGCGUCCCUCCAACAGAGCUUGCCCCGGUUACCCUUCCAAGUGCUCCACAAGUAACCAACCAGUACAUCCAUCUCGAUAACAGAACACCUCUGACCGUCAGUGGAACCGCCGUCUCAUCAUCUGGAGCCCACCUCCAGCUCCACCCUCACUCUGCUGUCCUCCCUCAAACACUCACCCUUGCUCCCUCGCAGCUGUUGGUUCAGUAUUCAGAUGGUUUUGUGGGAAAGAAACCAGAGGUGCAUGCCAAAGGUAUGCUGAAUGGCGAGCUUGAAGUGGUCAAACAGAUUAAAGCUCCCACUCAAAUGGUAAAUCAUCAUCAAGUCCAGAGCUAUGAGGCUAGACACAUUCUUGUGCCUGCAGAGUAUGGCCAGAACCCAUCCGGACUUCAGACCUCAUUGGUACUUGUAGCCCAGCCAAACCAUGGAGCUGAUCAGGAACAGGGCACCAAUAAGAUUUCCUUACUUCAGACCGAGAAGGGCAGCAUCUGUUUGGGUAAACCGAUGUCUAGAUCUUCUUCUUUCUCCUCCCUCUCAUCGUCAGAGGUGGUGAAAACUGUCGCCCCCCAUUCAGUCAUGCAGGCCACUCUUCCCCCUGAAGAAAUACCUGUCAGUCUUUAUUCCUCCACACAAGCUCCAAUCAUCGGCUAUAUCACCAGCGCCAACCAGCAUGCAGUUAGUUAUCACACAGCACUGCCUCAGCACUUGGUCAUUCCUAGUGGUCAGUCCUUGCUCAUCCCAGUCAGCAGCGCCAACAAUGGCACAGAAACAGAGGUUAGCCGUGCUGUUAGCUCCCUGACUGCUACCACAACACCCCAGAUAUCCACUGCCAUGCCUCAUGCCUAUCUCGCCACAGCCCUGUCCAAAUGUGAGCCAAUUGGCACAGAUGGAAAUCAAGUACCCCGUGCUGUAGCCCCAGCACACCCUACCUUUCCCUCAAACCCAGCCCCUGCAGUGGUGACAGCUCCCUCUCUAGUCCCAGCCCCAGUCCCUGUUUCUGUCAAUGCUCCAGUCUCCACUUCCAUCCAAACUUCUCCCACCAUCUCCUCUCCUUCCUCCCCCGUGGCCCUACCUCCAUUCUUCAUGAGAGGUUCCAUCAUUCAGCUUGCCGAUGGGGAGCUGAAGCGUGUGGAGGAUCUCAAAACCGAGGACUUCAUUCAAAGCGCGGAGAUCAGCAGUGAACUGAAGAUCGACUCCAGUACCGUUGAGCGUAUCGAUUGUGGCCAGACUCCUAACGCUGUGGUCAUACAGUUUUCUGUGGGGGAGCUCAAAGCCCAGGUGUGCGUGGAGGUUCUGGUGGAAUAUCCCUUCUUCGUUUUUGGUCAGGGCUGGUCCUCCUGUUGUCCUGACCGGACCACUCAGCUCUUUGAGCUGUCCUGUGCUAAGCUGUGCGUGGGGGACGUCUGCGUGUCUCUGACACUUCGCGGGCUGAGGAAUGGUUCGCUACAAGACACCGAAGCUUUGGGGGCCAGGCUGAAGACGGCCCGAAUGUCGGACCCCUGUAACAACACAGAGCUGAUGAAUCAGAGGCCAAACACUGCAUCCAGUAACAGCGGUCUUCUUAUGAAGGCCUCUGGUGUAGAGAGAGUGCAGACAUCUGCACCUGCGUCAGGACGAGGGCAACCAACCCAAAUGGGACUAAAUCCGAGAUCAGUGGAAGGGAUCUCUGGAAUUGCAGAUGUGAAAAUAGACAUGGCCACACCGUCCAAAAUCCAGUGCAGAAAUCCAGAAAGAACCUCUGUUCGAAAGAGAAGAUGGUCCGCUCCAGAGCGGGACCAGACUGAGAGAGCAGAGGGGGAGCCUCCGUCAACUCUGCCCUCCAUCAUCCCUCAGGAGGUAAAAAUCAGCAUAGAGGGCCACUCAAGCAGCGGCAGAGAAAGAUGCUUGAACAAACCGUAGACUGUCUGGGGGGCCGGGGGGGCUAAAAACGAAAUUUAUUGGCAUUGUGUUCGCGCCCUGUUGUGUUCUCUCUACUGAGACUACUAUAAUAACAUUGCAGAGUUGACACAGGACCACCAUUUUAUUUCUGCCAUUUGUCGGACGCCGAGUGCAGUGAGAGGUCGCACACUCAGUGCAAUCAGUGCAAUCAAUGCUGGAAGCAAAAAUGAAUGCAGUGUGAAUGUGGAGCGUGUGUUGCUAAGAUUCCUAUUAGCAUGGCAGAACAGAUGCCCAUGUGGAGAAGGCGGGUCAUCAGUUUUUUUGGGUAGUAGUUACGUCACAAGUACAAUUAAGAGGGAAAAAUGACCACUUUGAAUUAAUAAUUGCCAAUAUUAAUUUGGUAAUAAUCAUAGCAGAGCUUUUCGACGCGUCACACAUCUGUUGAAUCUUUACUAUCGUCCAAGCUUUCACACCGCAGUGAGUGUGUGUGUUGGUGUGUUCGUGGGCACACAGAGCACAUGGGGUCGGGUUUGAAUGUAAACCACUUUUUGUCCUCAUAUUGUAAAAUCACAGAUGUGUUCUUUGCUGCACCAGCGUUGCGUGAGUUUGAUAUUUGAUGUGUUUGCAAUAUGUGUGUGACAGUGGUCGCACAUACACACAUUCCUUAUACAACUAUACUAAAGAGAUUGUGCAGCGGCAAUGUUCAGGUGUCGUCAAACCUCGCUGUUAUGCAGCAUUUCUAUGAUAAAGGGAAUCGAGACACGGCCAGCGAUGUACUAUAUCCUCAUAUGUGCAUAGCAAGUGUCAAAACAAGCAUGUCAUUGAAGCCCUUUUGUACCUUUGGUACUUGACUUUUACAACUUCAGAACACAUGUAUACCUUUACAUACUGUAGGCGCUGUGUGGUGCAUUGGUGUAUAUUGUAUGGAUUUAGAUUGGAAUAUGAACAAGAGCAGGCAAGUCCACUGCAUCAAUCCUGGGCCACUUUAAAGCUGCACAGCAACAAAGCAGCACUGAAUUUUUAAACAUGGCUGACGUGCCCGCAAACUAUUGCCUUAUUAUGCAUCGGCAUCAGACAGAACGCAACCUCAACCUGCUUUUGUCGUAAAAUAGCCAGCCAGAUUGAAUUUUUUUCUCCAGUCUGGUUCGCCAGAAAAAUAUGUGAUCUUCCAGUUUGCUACAUCACCAUCUGCAUUCUCCAUUUGCACCCUAACGACAAACUAAAUGCCACUUCUUCGCUGAUCAGUACUGGCUCUACUUCACCACGGAGUAGUCGGUUUUCCACUUUUAAAAAGCAAACUGCGAAAACCUCUCCACAUUGAACGCAUCAGUAUAUUAGGUGUCCGGUAAAAAAAGUAGCCACGUGGAGAUUGAGGGCAACUGCAGCAAAGUGGAGACUGUGGAGUAUGAUACUGCACUGUGUCCACAUCUAAAGCACAGCAAGCAAACAUUACCUUUGUUUAUCUUUGUGAAUCCUCAAAUACUACAAUGUUAAUGAAAAAUUCUGCCCGACUGAUGAGCAACCAGCAAUGGAUUUCCUAUACCACAGGUGUCAAACUUCUGGCCCACAGGCCAAAAUAAUAUACCGUAAUUUCCGGACUAUAAGCCGCACCUGACUAUAAGCCGCACCAGCUAAAUUUAGGGGAAAAUACAGAUUGCUCCAUAUAUAAGCCGCACCCGACUAUAAGCCGCAGGGUUUUGAUGUGUAAAUACCGUAGUAUAUAGGGGUUCCUGCUACCACGGAGGGGAUUGUCAGGACAGAGAUGACUGUUUGGGAACGCAAAGCGUCCCAUUUAUUAACUAUAAAUCUUUCAAUCAUUCAAUCAAACUUUCACAUCUUUGACAUGGCGAACAGCAUUCGUGCAGAGUACAAAUAAUACAACGGUGCAAAGUAAUACAAUGUGCUCGCCUGUAUGUUAUCAAAAUAACCAGCCUACCGGUAUAUGAAAAGUCAGUCUUUAAUCAUUGUGUCAUCGUCUUCCUCCUGCGUACUAAAACCACCAAAAUCCUCUUCGUUGGUGUCGGAGAAGAACAGGCCGUAAAUAAGCCGCACCGUUGUAUAAGCCGCAGGGACCAGAACGAGGGGAAAAAGUAGCGGCUUAUAGUCCGGAAAUUACGGUACAUAAGGCCUGCAUGGCGAAUUCCAUCAAAUAAGAACUUAAACUUACUCCAGUGUCACCACUACAUACAGUAUACAUUUUAUGUCAAAUAAAUAACACCGCUGGCCACAGGUGUCAAACUCAAGGCCAGGGGGGCUAGAUCUAGCCCGCCACAUCAUUUUAUGUG